GGACAUCGAUGGGUAAGAAAAAUCGCCUCACAGGAGGAGCGGUCGGUCGGAGAACGAUCCUACAGCUUUCCCGUCCCGGGCUGCGCGGCGGGAAUGUCGGAGAGAGGGAAGAAGCCCCCUCGGGAUCCGAUGAUGAACAGGAGGUUGAGGGACACAGAUUUAUGAGAGAAAGACUCACAAACAUGAAGACUGCCGCAGUAAAGGCCACAGAGGGCUUGUCUCUGCUUGGAGCCUACGAGGACAGCGAUGAAGAGGAGGCUGGAGACGCUCUUCCGCUUUCCACUGCAAAGUCAGCAGACAUCGACAGUACAUUGGCCAAUUUCAUGGCUGAAAUUGAUGCCAUCACCACCCAGCCAAAUUCUGAAGAUGCAACUCCACCUUCGUUCCCAACCGCCGCACCACCCAGACCUGAUGUGGACACUCGGCAGCCAGCUGCCAGUGCAGCUCAAAACCAACAAAGCGCAGAGUUUGAGUACAAUACUCAGUGCUCUCUUUCUAGAGUGGGUGUAGAGAUGGGAGACUGGCAGGAGGUGUGGGACGAGAACUCUGGCUGCUACUACUACUGGAGCACUCGGACCAACGAGGUGUCCUGGGAGCUGCCGCACUAUCUAGCUGAUCAGGUGCAAACUCUGGGCCAGAAUACCAACAGCUCGAGUAUCAACGGCAACGGCACAGCGCAUGUAGCCUAUCAGGCCAAGGAAAAUGCCGCAUUUGUUGUAGCCCCGCUGUCCGUGAAGGAGACCAAAGUGAAGGAGGUCAUUGAGAGUGUCGUGGGCCUCACAAGUGAAGAAGAGGAGCGCCACGGAGUGGCGGCGUCUCUGCUCGGGCCUUUGAUCCCCUCUGAAGUGAAGGAAUCAGAAGAGCGAUGGAGGAAAAAGCUGCUUAAAGGCUUGGAUGAGACUGAGAACAGUUUAGAUUCUGACGGGGAAGGCGUUCGCAGUGCAGUAUCUCAAUCCACCCCUCCGCUGGACCCUGACCCAAUCCCCACGGUCCAGAAAGACGUUUGCCACAAGGACUUGGAAGACAAUUCAGAUGCAGAGGAGGAGACGGAAGAAGACACCAUGGAGCUGGAACUGGCCCUGGAGAGGAAAAAGGCUGAGCUGAGGGCGCUAGAGGAGGGCUACGUGAGUGCCGGGGGCUCCAGUCCUUGUUCCGAGACCAGCCAAGAAGCCUCUGGUUCUCGAGGCAUUUUGCUAAAGAAAAAGCGGUGGAAGACCGCCUUCCCUUCGGCUCCCAGUCCAGAGUCCAACAGCAUCGGCUCCGACCUGCAGGACAUCACGGAGACAACUCAAGAAAGCGCCAAAGAAGUGGAGGACAAGGAAACAGAUGGUUCAGAAGAGAAGGCGCUUACAAUUCCUCUGGUUAAAGAAGAGGUGGAAACACCGGAGCUGAAAGUAGAAACGCCUGAGCUCAAGUUUCAGAUUGGAGAACUGGCUAAUACGUUGACUAGCAAGAUGGAGUUCCUGGGGAUAAACAAAAGGGCGAUCUCAAACUUUCAGUUUCUUCUGUUACAAACUGAGACUCGGAUUGCUGACUGGAGAGAGGGCGCUCUGAAUGGGGUCUAUCUUCGUCGCAGGCUCCAGGAAGCUGCCGAACACAUAAAAUAUUACGAACUUAACGCCACUCCUAAAGGCUGGUCCUGCCACUGGGACAGAGAGCACAGGCGGUAUUUCUAUGUGAACGACCGGACCAGUGCCUCCCAGUGGGAUUUUCCAAACGAGGACAAGGAGGAAGACCUGCAAGGCACAGAGACACAGACCUCCAGCCAAGAGAACACCAAAACAUUGACCGCAUCUCCUGGUGGGGUCGCAGGUCAGUCUCUGUCCUCCGCCCCCCCACCCGCACCGCCCCAGCCCAUUGCAUCGUCUCUCUGGUCCCCACCCCAACCCCCCCUUCCUGACAGCCCACCUCCCCCUCCUGAACAGCCCCCGCCGCCGCCUCUCCCCCCCGGCUCCCCACCUCCAUCACCUCCUCCUCCUGACAGCGACGAAGAGAUCAUGGAGGUGGAGAUGGAGAUGGACGACGACAAUGACAGCGAGCCGCCUGCUCCUGGAACGGAGGAGGACGGCUCUGCGAGGCCUCCGUUGCCUCCAGGCAGCGCCGGCGUGAAGAUUGUGGAGUCGUCGGUUCCCUUGGGGAAGGGUCAGAAACGUAAAGCCGGCCAGCUGAGUAAAUCCAUCACUAUUGGCAGUGGCGCCAUUCUCUACACCCAGCCGGCUUUUAGCGCAGCUCCUCUAAUUUCUGCAACGGCUUACUGGGGCGUGCCAGCGGUCCCUGCUCCCCUGGUCCCCUGUGAGCCUCCUCUCCCACCUGUCCCGGCCUUACCUCCUCAGCCACCACUGCCGCCAAUCCAGCCGCCCUCUGAACCUCCUGGAGUCAAAGCUCCGGCCGCAGACAAGACCAAGAAAAUAAAAAAGGAUAAGUCAAAGAAGAGUAAGAUCAAAAUGCCGUCUCUGGUGAAGAAGUGGCAGAGCAUCCAGAAGGAGUUGGACGAAGAGGAGAAAAGCAGCUCCAGCGACGAGGACAGAGAUCAGCUCAACAAGAGGAGUAUCGAGGACUGGAAGACACAGCAGCUCAUGACAGGAAAAGCUUCAAAGAAUGCUAAUUUUGAGACGCUGCCCGAUAACUGGAGGGACCGACUGAAGAAACGGAAGACGACGAAGAACACGUAACAUCCAACCCGGGUCAUAAAUCGCCUGCUCACCAUCAUUUUUACUCAGCUCCAUCCCUUAAUACAAGGUCAUCCUGCCCCAGAUUAACGUUUUAUUUUAUGGUCGUUGGACUUUGUUUAUCAUUUUAUGAUGGACAAUGGAGACAUUUGAGGUCCUUACAUGGCAGGCCAUUCCACAGAAGGACCUGAAUGCUCUUUUGUUUUGUAGUGACUGUUGUAAAUGUGCCAAAAUGAUUGGGUUCAUUGGGGUUCAUCAAAAUCUACUUCACCGCCGUUUUGUCGAGCUUCACGAAAUCAAUGACCACCGCAGUUUGUUUGGAGGGAGUGUGUCUAUUUUAUUGAGUUUAUACAACUCCGUUCAUUCAUGUAUAAUGUUAUGUGCAAUGAUUUGUGAAGGGAAGGGUCGCUGGACUUGUACAUUUUGUAAAGUUAUUAAAGUUUUUUUCAUUUGUCA
This is a messenger RNA of Gasterosteus aculeatus aculeatus (three-spined stickleback), 3125 nucleotides long. The record is from RefSeq and is a predicted model, not a curated record. NCBI's taxonomy places the organism in Eukaryota, Metazoa, Chordata, Actinopteri, Perciformes, Gasterosteidae.